UUUUCGCUCUCUCUCUCUUCUCUAGUCUCCCUUCUCCUUUCCUUCCUCUCUCUCUCUCUCUCUCUCUCUCUCUUCAGAGCAACACUUCGGAGAAAAUUCACGGACAGACUUCCUCUCUUCGGCUUCUUCCUUCAUCUUCAAGUCUCUCUUAUUCUUGCCUUUUGUUUUCUGGGUCGCUCCAUAUAAGCUCUGAUCGGCUUCUUUCUUGUUAGUUCUCUCAAGAUCUUGCUGAAAAAUAAGAAUCCAUCGUUCAAGAAAAGAGUAACCCUUUGAAGAUCUCUCUCAAGCCUUGCUAGGUUUUCAUUGGGCUCAUCAUUCCUUGGUCUGACAGAAAACAAGUUAUGUAUAAGUAUCGGUAGGAUCGAACUCUUGUUGCGGCAAUCUUUCUCUGCUGUUCAUUGGGUGAUUUGAAGGUGAAUGCAGCCUUUUUGCCGAUCGAUUCUCUCUCUGAAGUACAUAUAAUUCAAGCUCAGGCAAGUUCACACACGCAUGUAAAACCAGCAAGUAAUUUGAUACCGGUAAGCCAACCUUCGAAAACCAUGUGUUUUUCGACGUGGAUUUGAAGGGGGGGAAAAGUUGAUUUCUUUUUGUCUAGCGGAAUUCAAGAAGAGUGGAUGUGGGUAUGAUGGCAGGUUUUGAGCCAAACCCAAACUCUCGCUACUUCCACCAACUCUUGAGACCUGAACUGCACCUUCAGAGACCUUCCUCGAUCCCUCCACAACACUCUGAUCCCAAAGACUCGCCCCAAAAGGACCCCAAGUCCGCCGACAGCGAGGGCGGCACCAAUAGCGGCUCCGGCGGCCCCACGCGCCGCCCUAGGGGUCGCCCUCCUGGCUCCAAGAACAAACCGAAACCUCCGAUCAUCGUCACUCGCGACAGUCCGAACGCCCUCCGGUCGCAUGUCCUUGAAGUUUCUUCAGGUUCGGACAUCGUCGAGAGUGUGACCAACUACGCCCGCCAGAGGGGAAGAGGCAUCUGCGUGCUCAGCGGCGGGGGGACUGUGGCAAACGUCACGCUCCGGCAGCCGGCGGCCCCCACCGGGAGCGUGGUGACACUGCACGGGAGGUUCGAGAUACUAUCCCUCACGGGAACGGUGCUACCGCCCCCUGCGCCGCCCGGAGCGGGAGGGUUGUCGAUAUUCUUGUCGGGCGGCCAGGGCCAGGUAGUGGGAGGGAGCGUGGUGGGGAGGCUGGUGGCGUCCGGCCCAGUGGUUUUGAUGGCUGCAUCCUUUGCUAACGCUGUUUUUGAGAGGUUGCCAAUCGAAGAAGAUGACGGGCCCGUCCAAGUCCAACAGACGGCGUCUCAGUCGUCUGGUGUCACCGGAGGUGGACAGACAGGCGAUGGGAGCGGAGCAGGCGGCGGUGGCAUUGGAGGCGGAGCCGGUGGCGGUGCUUCAAUGUUUAAUGUGGGAAACUUCCCAUUUUCAGGUGAUCAGUUGUUUGGUGGAUGGGGAGGAAAUGCUGCUAGGCCUCCAUUUUAGCCUGGAUUAUCAAGGCAGACCUCGAUAAGGUUGUUGGCAGCUGGUGUUAUAACUAUUAUUAGUGUGACAUGGAGUAAACUAUGAAUGACAUCAGGUCUUCUCUCU
Rhodamnia argentea is the source of this 1585-nucleotide messenger RNA. Its product is annotated as AT-hook motif nuclear-localized protein 25. The transcript has a single exon. The record is from RefSeq and is a predicted model, not a curated record. NCBI's taxonomy places the organism in Eukaryota, Viridiplantae, Streptophyta, Magnoliopsida, Myrtales, Myrtaceae. The coding region runs from base 623 to 1480 and encodes 285 amino acids. Gene Ontology annotation, cellular component: nucleus. Gene Ontology annotation, molecular function: minor groove of adenine-thymine-rich DNA binding; DNA-binding transcription factor activity. Gene Ontology annotation, biological process: vegetative to reproductive phase transition of meristem.